Molecule: messenger RNA, 592 nt
Organism: Ceratina calcarata
Lineage: Eukaryota; Metazoa; Arthropoda; Insecta; Hymenoptera; Apidae
Product: general odorant-binding protein 56d-like
Exons: 5
Coding region: 67-471 (134 amino acids)
Biological process (GO): sensory perception of smell
Molecular function (GO): odorant binding
Source: RefSeq, a predicted model, not a curated record
UUGUACUCAGUUUACGUUGAACGUUCGUGUGAAAGAAAUCUCGUUACUUCAACCAUAAUUUCGAAAAUGAAGACCAUCGCCGUUGUCUUAGCCAUCUGCUUUGUUGGAGCCAUGGCGCUCACAGAUGAACAGAAGGCCAAGUUGGCUGAACACAAAGCAGUCUGCAUAACAGAAACUGGUGUUGAUGCGCAGGUGGUUGAGAACGCUAAGAACGGAAACUGGGCCGACGGUGACGAGAAACUGGAAUGCUUCAGCGCUUGUAUGCUGAAGAGGAUUGGAAUCAUGAGACCAGACGGAAGUAUUAGCGAGGAAGUCACCAGGCAAAAGGCCCCAACUGACAUUCCGAAAGAAAAGAUCGAUGACGUGAUAAACAAGUGUAAGGGUACCACUGGCGCCAAUGACUGUAAAAAAGCCGCCAAUUUGGCCAAGUGUUUCAUCGAGAACAAAUCCUUCAACGUACUCACUCACUAAAUUUAUUUCAACCUGCUGACUAAAGACGAACAAAUAUAUAACAAAUAUAUAUAUAUAUGUAAUUUGUAUUUAAAUUGGCACCAGAAUAUUUGUAGAUGUAAAUUAAUAAAUUAAUAUAAUA